Molecule: messenger RNA, 261 nt
Organism: Tetrahymena thermophila SB210
Lineage: Eukaryota; Ciliophora; Oligohymenophorea; Hymenostomatida; Tetrahymenidae
Exons: 2
Source: RefSeq, a predicted model, not a curated record
AUGACGAUAAAAAUACCAGUAAUAAUGAUAUUAAUAAGGGCACCACUUAAAAAGAGUUUACUUAAAUCUAUUGAUUAAAUUAAUCUUAAAUCACUAGAUGAAACGUUGUCUUCAAAAAGUAUUCUCUAACUUUAUAAAUUACUACUCGGUUAUGUUUAGGUAGAAUUUUAAGAGUCGUUUGAACCUAAUGGACUAGUAAAUUAUGAUCCUUAUGCAAACAAUAAUGUAUUGACAGUUUGUACUCCUAAUGAAGCAAUUUGA